ACAUGUUCACAGUAGCAGUUUGCCUUCUUUCAUCAUGGGGAGUUUUGGGCAUAGUGUGCAGCUUGGUGUAUGGUUUGGGGUUUUAGGCUUUGCUUUGGCACAGGACCAAAGUAAACAUUUUGAAUCAAAAAGUUUUCAUAGAUGCCAAGUUGAUGCUUAUGCAAGAGUGCCAUGUGGAGACCCAGCUAUUGGUGGUGCUGGUUGUGAAGCUCUCCACUGCUGCUUUGAUCAACAGUGUUAUUAUCCAAAUGAAGUUACGGUUCACUGUCUCCUGGAUGGCCAAUUCUUGGUUGUGGUGUCCAGAGCUGCCACCUUGCCGAUGCUUGACACUAGUUCUGUGAACUUGCUGGAGGGUCACAGUGGAGCUUCCUGUGGUCCUGUUAGUGCCUCUCCUGCCUUUGCAGUCUUCAAAUUCCCUGUCAGUGCCUGUGGAACCACAGUGAGGGUGGAAGGGGAUUAUGUGGUCUAUGAGAACAUGAUGGCUUCUAGAUAUGAUGUCGGGGUUGGACCUUUAGGCUCCAUCACAAGGGACAGCGUUUAUGAGCUAUUAUUCCAGUGCCGGUAUUAUGGCAGUGAGGUGGUUUCUCUGGUGGCUGAGGUGAACACGGUGCCUCCUCCCCUCCCAGUAGCAGUUCUUGGGCCCCUUCAGGUUGAGCUCAGGCUGGCUAGUGGUCAUUGUUCCUCCAAAGGAGGAAAGGGAGGAGUUGAAGGAUGCAGUGAUGCUGAGGUGUAUAGUGACUACUACAGGGAUGAGGACUACCCUGUGACCAAGGUGCUACAGGAACCUGUGUAUGUGGAAGUUCGGAUCUUGGAGAGGACAGACCCACACCUGGUCCUGCUUCUGGAAGACUGCUGGGCUACAUCCACCUCUAGCCCCCUCAGCCUACCCCAGUGGAGCCUUUUGGUUGAUGGGUGUUCAUCCACUGUAGUACGCAAGUUUGCCAUCCGACUGCUUCUGACCGCUGUGAACAGCGAUGCCGUGGUGGAAAACAAAGGAGGUCCAUUAGUCUUGUAGGAAGGGGUUCCACUGAGGAAAAGGCUCUGGUUUCCAGUAAGGCACUGAUGGUAACCAAUAUAGCACCCACAACCUCGGACCAGAGGCUUCAUGGUGAAGUGUCCCGUUCUGUGGGUUAUGGCCUCCUGGGAGCAGCUGCCUGUGUUCUGCUGGUCUCUACCUUGGCACUAGCUGUUGUAUGUCUUAAACCAUCUCGGGUUGAACUGAAGGUGUAGAAUUUAAAAAUAAAGCUCUUAUGGAAAAUU
Messenger RNA from Conger conger (European conger), 1260 nucleotides. RefSeq names its product zona pellucida sperm-binding protein 4-like. The transcript is spliced from 8 exons. Gene Ontology annotation, cellular component: egg coat. Gene Ontology annotation, molecular function: acrosin binding; structural constituent of egg coat. Bases 35 to 1015 code for a protein of 326 amino acids. Gene Ontology annotation, biological process: binding of sperm to zona pellucida; prevention of polyspermy. The record is from RefSeq and is a predicted model, not a curated record. NCBI's taxonomy places the organism in Eukaryota, Metazoa, Chordata, Actinopteri, Anguilliformes, Congridae.